Molecule: messenger RNA, 666 nt
Organism: Fusarium poae
Lineage: Eukaryota; Fungi; Ascomycota; Sordariomycetes; Hypocreales; Nectriaceae
Exons: 2
Coding region: 1-666 (221 amino acids)
Source: RefSeq, a predicted model, not a curated record
AUGAGAUUCGGCACUACACGUGCGACUCUGAUGUUGCUGGCUCCUAUCCAUGCAUUAGCCAAGAGUAACAAGCUCGACUCCGUCAGUUUCCAGGCCGACAUCAAGACAGACAACCUCUUGUUGAACCUCGAAGCUCUCAACGAUAUCUCCUUCGAUAGCGGCGGUAACAGAGCCUUCGGCCUCCCCGGUUACAACGCAUCCGCCGAUUAUAUCUACAAGCGCGUCUCUGAAGUGAAAAACGCCGAAGUCCGGAGACAAUACUUCACUGUGAUCUCCGCCUCCGUAAAUUUUAUUGAUCUCAGAGUUGAUGAUAAGCCCAUCCAUAUCUCCGGCUUGACCUACUCGCCAUCUACAAGCGGCGAGGGCAUCACUGCCGAAAUCGCCCUAGGACCUGAAGGCGCUGCAGGUUGCGAUGCUUCUUCGUAUGACGAUCUUGAUGUCAAGGGCAAGAUCGUGCUCGUGCAACGCUUCAGUUGUCCCAAUAGUGACACUCUUGCUGGAAGAGUCAUGGCUGGUGCUGCAGCGGGUGCCUCUGCAGUGAUUUUUUAUCACGAUCUGUCGACGAAUGUGACUGGGGGCUCGCUUAGUGCGUCUAACCCUGAGAAGUACGUUCCUGCGGGAUUAAUUGACCUUGAGGACGGAAUGAAAGCUGAAGGAGAGGAUUGA